Molecule: messenger RNA, 3834 nt
Organism: Cercospora beticola
Lineage: Eukaryota; Fungi; Ascomycota; Dothideomycetes; Mycosphaerellales; Mycosphaerellaceae
Product: Zn(II)2Cys6 transcription factor
Biological process (GO): DNA-templated transcription; regulation of DNA-templated transcription
Molecular function (GO): zinc ion binding; DNA binding; DNA-binding transcription factor activity, RNA polymerase II-specific
Source: RefSeq, a predicted model, not a curated record
GCAGCGCAGCACAGCGCCUCUGGCCAUGACGCACUCGCAUCCUCCGCACCUCCCAUCCUGCAGACACGCACAAUCCUCUGCGAAACAGGCACCCCAGUACACUGUCUAGGUCGUCCGGUCCAGGCCUAGCGUUCCGCCCGCCGGGCCUAAGCUAGGAAUCUACUGAGGCAGUCGUCAGUAGUCAGAUCAAGUCAUCGUGGUCGCAACUUCCAGAGACACCGCACCAAAAAGCUUCGACGCCGCUACACCUUACUCCUCCGCCCCCUCCCCUCCCCUCUCUCCAUUCCACGACCACACUUCCGCCGCUACCCGGUGGCGCCCUCGUGCGCAUAGUGGCAUGAACGUCGCUGGAGCCUGGCCAUGGAACCAAACAGCAACAACCCUACACCUCUCCCUAUGGCUCCCGGAACACAACUCUACGGCGGCGGCGCCUAUGACGGCUCACCCAACAUGGCGAACAUGACAGCAGGCUCCAAUGGUGCGCAGUGGUUCCAGGGCGAGAACGAUUACGGCGAUUUCGACCAAGAUGCCAAUGGCGAAGAUGGUACCGCAGAUCACGAUGCCGAGGGCGGCGACCAGCGGGAUCCCAAGCGAAGAAGGAUAGCAAGAGCAUGCGACAUGUGUCGAAGGAAGAAGAUAAAGUGUGACGGGAAAAUGCCCAAAUGCAGCCAUUGCGAGAACUACAAAACCGAAUGUGUCUUCACUCACGUCGAAAAGAAGCGCGCUCCGCCGAAAGGUGCCAAGUACAUCGAAGGGCUAGAAAACCGACUCGGUCGGAUGGAGAAUCUGUUGCGACUCUCUGGACUAUUGGCUGAAGACGAUGGUGGUCGGACAGAUCUGGGCACACUGGAGAAGAGACUGGCGGAACAGUCAAAGACGUCAAAGAGUAAUGUUGCCAGCCCACAGUCGACACAUUCAUCAACUCGGCAGGCUAGCGGGGCCAAUGGCAAGGAUACAAAUACGCCUCCCCAGAAUGAAUCGUUGGAGAGCACGGCUACAGCGAAUACCGCAAGCCCGACCGCAUACAAUGGCAAUGGUAAUUCUUCCUCUCCGGAUCCGGUCAGACGGUCGACGGAUGUCUCUCGAAAGGAUGCUCAGGAUGUUGAUGCGCUCGCAGAUCAAAUGUGUAGUCUCAUCACCAACAAUGUUGGCGAGACACGGUACAUCGGAUCUUCUUCCGGCUUCAGUAUAUUCAGUCCCAAGGGCAUUCAGUGGGUCAACGAGAAGACUGGGGACAAUAGCUUCCAAGCUAUGAUCGCACACGCUUCGGUCGAGGAUAAGACUGGCUGGGAUCAUUGGAAACCGGAAGUGUUUAACGACCUCUUCGAACGACGCAUUUUCAAGCCUCUUCCAGGGAAACAAGAAUGCUACGCGCUACUCAAGGACUACUUUGAAAACUUCAACUGCAUGUUCCCACUAUUUCACGAGCCCACUUUCAUGCACUUGGUCGACAAACACUACUCUCUAGAACCAUAUGACGGAUCGGGCUGGUGGGCGAGUCUCAACGUCGCGCUUGCCAUUGGACAUAGGCUUCGCGUGAUGAGCAACGUGGUCGGGCAAGAGGAGGAUGAAAUAGCUUGGGCGUAUCUCAAGAACGCUAUGGCGGUCAUGUCGGAGCUGACACUGCGCAACACAGAUCUACUGUCAGUGCAGGCACUUAUCGGCAUGGCUCUUUUCCUGCAAGGCACGCCGAAUCCGCAGCCCAGUUUCUUCUUGGUUGCCGCUGCUAUUCGAUUGGCCCACUCAAUAGGCCUACACAAGCGUGGAUCGGGUUUCAAUCUCAAUGGAGUUGAAAACGAGCAACGUAAACGUGUCUUCUGGAUUGCAUACCUAUUGGAUAAGGAUCUCUGCUUGCGAUCCGGCAGACCGCCGGUACAGGACGACGAUGAUAUGAAUGUGGAUCUCCCAUCAGAGAAGCCGCCUGACAACGUGGGCAAUGUGCCUCUGAAGGACGGAAGUACCAUGAACCUGUUCAGGCUGAUGUGUCAGUUCGCACAAAUACAGUCUCGGGUCUACAAACAACUGUACUCGGUGAAAGCUAGUCGACAAAGCGACGGCGAAUUGCUGAACACAAUUGGUGAGCUUGAUGCCGCUCUAGAAGAAUGGAAAGAUGGUAUCCCAAUCGACUUCAGGCCGGAGCACGAGAUCAAAGCCACCCACACCCCACUUAUCUUGCACAUUGUGGUACUGCAUUUCGCAUAUUACAAUUGUUUGACCACAAUACACAGGAUGAGCGUUCAUCACGGAUACUGGACCAGCCGAUUGAGUGACUAUGCUGUUCAGGGACUGAACGCCAGACCAUUGAAUCCGCGGGUGUUCAUGAGCGCGGCGCUGUGUGUCAAUGCAGCCAGGACGAGCAUUGGGCUGAUCAGAUACAUUCCACAAGGAGACUACGCUUGUGUUUGGCUUAUCCUCUACUAUCCAGUGUCCUCACUAGUGACAUUGUUCGCCAACAUCUUACAGAACCCACAGGAUGCGCGAGCCCGUACUGACCUCAAGCUGAUGAGCAGUGUGGUAUCCUUCCUGACUAUGCUCGAACGCGACGUUUCGGAAGCGAAUGGCAACGUGCGCCGCAUGCUUUCGGUGUGCGCUGAGUUUGAGCGCAUUGCGCGUGUCGCCCUAGACAAAGCCGAACGUGAGAUGCGAGGUCGUGGCAAGCGGAAGCAAGCUGAGCGCGAACGCGAAAAGGCCAUGAAGGAACGAGUAACUGGCGAGGUUGCUCAAGGUAUCGAGGAGGGGAAGACGCUGGAGCAAAUUCAAGUCGAGACGCAAGCCUCAUACCGAAGGCCCGUCCCAACUCCAAGUCUACGAGCUUCGACGGCAAGCCAGGCAGGAAGUAAUCCAGCCAACAGUCCUCGCAGCUGGGGCGGUAGCCCUCCAGGCGCCGAACCUCCGAGCAAUCGGCGCUCAGCCAGCAAUCCGACACCACACUUGGCUCACUCCACGCUCAAUGGCCAUGGUCAGCAUCAGGAACAACACCAUCAGCAAAGUAAUUACAUGCCCUCACAACAACCUCACUCGGCCGCUGGUCCUUACAAUCACAUCCAAUAUCCGCAAGACAUGAACGGUCUCGAAUUUGGUGGACCCAAUGGCUCACCACAACAACAAUUCUCCACAGCUCCGCCCAACAUGGAUGGUACUUUCGCGCCUCACCCAGUAUUCCCUCAUCCAACGUCCGGACCCGAAUUCGGUGGCAUGCCUUUCGAUCCGAACGGCGGACCCAUGGGUGGCCCAGGCGGAAUGCCGGGAGCACUGAAUGGCACUGGAGCUUUUCAACAACCUUUCGUACCUCAAGACCUCUGGCAGAUGCCCAUGACACUGGAAUGGGAUUGGGCCGAGGGUUUGGGCUUGGGAUCUUUCACGCCCGGGCCGAUGUCCUUUGAUCCGGGAGCUGGUGGGUUUGACGGCAACGGGCAACAGCAUCCAUCGCAUCUCCAUGGCGGCAAUGGCGGCCCCCAAUGAUACCGAUCUACCACUGCUAUCAGCCGAAUAACUGUCACGAAAGCAUAUAUUCCUCCGAUGAGACAAUGUAACCUCUGCUCGUUGGCUUGAGCCCGCGGAGGUCCGUUCGAAACACGAAUACCUUCUGCCGGCGACCUUGGCAGAACGACUUUUCAUUUUUCAUCUUUCUCUGGGCACGGGUGGAAAAGGUUAAUCUGAUAUCCCAAAUCUCUGCUCUGGCGAUGAAGAGCGCACGCAUCUGACAAGGAACUCUCCUUGUACAUAUAUGGCGGAUGUGACGACCUUACGAAUAAUCGAGAGGGCUCUUCGUGAAGCUCAGCUUGCGAAUGCAGCCGAUAGAUGUACGACUAUACUCACGGUCUUAUUUCCCCG